Meloidogyne enterolobii is the source of this 1067-nucleotide messenger RNA. NCBI's taxonomy places the organism in Eukaryota, Metazoa, Nematoda, Chromadorea, Rhabditida, Meloidogynidae. The record is from the annotation of a GenBank genome assembly.
UUUUUAAAUAUUUUAUGUAAAGCCAAAAAUGGGUGCAUGCGUAGACAUGUUAGCGGCGAAAAUAGGUUGUAGUCUUUUCGUUCCUUUUCGGGUAUGCUUUUAAAAUUUAUUGAAUGAAUCCUAGCCCAGCUAUACGCUAACUGGAUGCCUGUUGAAUUGCGACUUUCGUUCUACCUUUUUCUAACUUUAAGUGUUAACUGUAGAGGUGCGUUUUGUGGCGAAUAUAGUUAUAAUUCCUUGCCGAGCUUAGAAAUUCAGUAUAUUUUCUAAUUACUAAUAGAUCUGUUUUCUUAAAAAUAUAAUUUUAGAUAGUACUCAUGUCCCAAAGUAUUUUUACUAAAGUGUUUAAUUCACAAUUUGUCCACAUCUAUGAUCGGAGCCGUAGUGAUCCUCUUAAGGCGUUGCAAUCAAUGAAUAGGCUUAGAGUUCCGUGGAUCUCAUCUUUCAUCAUGAAGAAUACUCUAGUCAGGCCUGAUCGUCCCCUUGAAGGCAAUAGAAUACUUGAUGUUGGAUGUGGUCCAGGAAUUCUCUCUCUUGCACUUGGUCGAUUAGGUGCAGAAGUUAUUGGAAUUGAUGAAGUUCAGAGUGCAAUUAAUUUAGCUCAAAAAUCGAGUUUCACUCUCUCCCCAGAACUUCGAUCAAAUACAAAAUUUGUGUCUGAUACGAUUGAAAAUUUUGCUUUAAAUGAAGACAAUCAUCAUGUUUUUGACGCAGUGGUUGCCUCAGAAGUUGCAGAGCAUGUUGCAGAUCUUAAUCUUUUUGUUAAAACUUGUUGCAAACUAGCAAAACCUAAUUCUCCAAUAUUCUUUACUACAAUAAAUAAAACAUUAUGUAGUUGGGUAUUUGCUAUACUCGUUGCAGAGGAUAUUUUGCGACUUUUACCAAAAGGACUUCAUGAAUACGAAAAGUUUGUUAGACCUGAGGAUCUUCGAAGAUUGCUUGUUGAUGAGCAUUGUCGACUUGGACAUACGCGUGGCAUGUUCUAUAAUCCAUUGACUGAUCAUUGGACUUGGACUGAUUUCACAGGAAUUAAUUAUGGAUUGGUUGCAUUUACAAAGCCACAUUAG